UUUCACCCAAAGCGGAGAGUUAAAAGAAGCCAGCACUGAUCAUGUCAGCUAUGCACUACACUACUGCAUGUAUAAUCACUUUUUUCUGGUACAUUUCUGUAUCUGAAGUGCAAUCAGGAUAUGACUAUGAUUAUGAUUAUGGGGAGAAUGAGCCCAAAAACUGCACCACAUCUGAAUCCAUUAUUGGAGGCACGGUGAAGUAUUCAAAUGGCGGUGUUGUGGGUAGUCGGCUAAUUUAUCACUGCAGCGAUGGAUUUGAACCUUAUCCAAUCAGCCAAAAAGUCUGCAGCUCUGAUGGAGAAUGGGAGCCAAGAGUAUCCAGGGUCAAAUGUGAAGAAACCAGUGAUUAUGGAGAUUAUGAGGAAACACAGAAGAACUGCUCGUUGGAAGUGUCCAUAAAGGGAGGUAGUGUGGCCUACUCCAAUGAGGGAUUGGAGGGGAGCGUGCUGACCUAUCACUGCAAGGCAGGACACUACCCUUUUCCAGCAAUGCAAAGAGUCUGUGAAAGAGAUGGCCAAUGGUCAGCCAUGAGACUCCCAAAUGGAAAGAGAACACUCAGUGCUGUGUGCAAGGAGAUUCUUUGCCCUGCUCAGCUUCAGCUUGACAACGGGCAGUUCUGGCCAAGGAAACAGUGGUUCAAGUUUGGAGAAAAACAGACCUUUUCAUGCCAUGAAGGAUUUGAUUUGACUGGAUCUGUUGAGCGGAACUGCACUCAGUGGGGUGGAUGGACUGGUGCAACACCAGUGUGUGAUGACCAGACUGAGGACUGCAAAAACCCAGGGGCCCCUCCAGGGGCCUUACGUUCUGGGGAACGCUUCCGUAUUGGAGACCGAGUGCAGUAUCUGUGUCAGUUAGGUCUGGAUUUGCUCGGCCCCUCUGAAAGGCAAUGUUUGGAUUCAAGGGAAUGGAGUGGGCCAGAACCUCGCUGCUAUGCCCAGUACUCAUUUGAUCAGCCAGCAACCGUUGCUCAGGCCUUUGGAGGAUCUCUGACUGCAGUUAUGGAUGUGUCACAUCCUAACUUUAAAAAGAAAGGGCAAUAUUUGGGUAGGACUGUCAGGGUUGAAGAUGGUCGGCUGAAUGUCUUCAUCCUUAUGGACACAUCAGGAAGCAUUUCAAAGGAGAAUUUUCAGACAGCAAAAACUGCCAUUAUUGAACUUGUCCGUAAGCUGGAUAGCUAUGAAGUCCACAUGAAAUUUGAGAUCAUCUCAUAUGCCAGUGAGCCCAAGGAAAUUGUGUCCAUUACAAGCAUCGACAGUCAAGAUGUGAAUUAUAUCUUGCGGAAAUUAGAGGAGUUUAGUGCCGAAAGUCAUGGAAGUAAGAAAGGCACUAAUCUGUAUAAAGCCCUAGAAAGGGUGUACAGUCAGCUUGCUUUCCUCAGGGAGACCAAAAGAAAUCAGUUCAAUGAGACUCAGAACGUUAUAAUCAUUACGACUGAUGGCCACUCAAAUAUGGGACCCAGCCCACAAACCAUGUUAGCUAAGAUCCGGAACUUGUUCGGCUACAGACCCAGCAGUGUAGACCACACACAAGAGGAGCUUCUGGAUGUGUAUGUGUUUGCUGUCAGUGGAGAAGUUAACAAGAAAGAUCUCACAAGCAUUGCCUCUUCCAAGAAAGAUGAGUUGCAUUUUUUUAUUUUGAAGGACUAUAAACAUCUGGGAUCUGUGUUCAACCGAAUGAUCAGUGAUUCUGCUGUGACUAAGUGUGGAGUGGCACAAGAGCAAGAGGACCAGGGUGAGCAAGAGAAGCCCGAAAACACUUACACCAGACCUUGGCAUGUCAAUGUUCUCUGGGGAGCUAAAACAUGCAGAGGGACUCUAGUGACUAAGAGCAUGGUAUUGACAGCUGCUCACUGCUUAAUAAAGGUGAAUUCAGAUGAAUCUGUAUCAGUUGCCAGUGCUGCUGACAUAACAGUUCACCAUGGUAAUGGUCAAGUUAAAGCCAUGGAGUUGAUUCUUCAUCCACUGUUUAAUGUGAAAGGCCUUAAGGACAAGAAUGUAAAUGAGUUUUAUGAUUACGACAUUGCUCUGGUUAGGAUGAGAGAAAACAUUACGAUAUCUUUGAAGGCAAGGCCCAUUUGUUUACCUUGUACCAAAUCAUCAAACCGGGCUCUCAGAAUGGAUCCAGACUCUACGUGUGACGAGCACAAGAGAUCCCUGAUUCACCUGGAAGAGACUCCGGCUAACUUCAUCAGACAGGGAACUCAUCGAGCAGACACCCACAUACAUAGUGGUGCAAAAAGAGGUGAAUGCUUAAAGAAAGCAAGAUCCACCUUUCCUGCAAACAGCAGCGCAUCUCUGUCAGAAGUGAUCACAGACAGGUUCAUGUGCACUGGAGGAACAGAGUCAAUCAGACAUGAAAUGACUUGCAAAGGGGAUUCUGGAGGAGCUCUCUUUCUACGUAAGAGGAUGCGAUAUUUUCAAGUGAGUGCUUUGUAGUUUGUACUUGAUAAAAAGAAGAGCCCCCAAGGAGGAAGUGAAAGU
Pimephales promelas (fathead minnow) is the source of this 2480-nucleotide messenger RNA. Lineage: Eukaryota; Metazoa; Chordata; Actinopteri; Cypriniformes; Leuciscidae. The record is from RefSeq and is a predicted model, not a curated record.